AUGCUGGGUCAUCCCUUGUCCCAGUCGUCUUUGCAGAAAUCCACCAUGCAUGCCACAGGUGAAUCUAGGGAGCCCGAGGAGAGGAAAGAGGGGUACUCCACUCACCUACUACUCUCUGGCAGCCUCAGACCCCCUCAUGGGCGGAUUUUAGCCCCAACCCUUUCAGAUCCCUGCAAAGCAGGAUAUAUUCCAGGAGGCAAGUUGGAGAAGUUAGUCGACCAUUUGGUGCCUUCCUUGCUCUUUGGCGAUGCCUCCUUUAUCCCCGUAUUUCUGGGGACCUACCGGACUUUUUCAACCCCCCACCAAGUAUUGAGCCUACUGUUCAAUCGAUACGGCUCUUUUGCUGAUCGUCACGAUGAGGAGGCAGGAGCGCAGGAGCAGCUUCAACAAGCCUUCUCAUUCAUCCUGGGUUCCUGGAUGAAGGAAUACCCAGAAGAUUUUCUUCAAGCACAGGAUGCGACUUGCUUAAAUCAGCUAGUCCAGUACCUACACCACAAUAUGCCCGGGUCCCUGGAGGAGCGUCAGGCCCGCCGUCUGCUCACCCAGCUGGAGCACAUGCAUGCCAAGCAGCCUGAGCUGGAGGCUGUGCCUACAGUCCCAAUGCUUGCAGACAAUGCAAGUGCACAAGAAUGGGCACCUGAAGCACUGGCUCCAACACCCAGCAUGGAAGCAAUCCUCCCAUCUCAGUCAUAUCUAGAACUGAGUACAGCCUCAGAACCCCCCUCAGCUCCAGGACAUGCUGUGGAGCUCCAGCAUGAGCCACUGGGAGAUGGAUAUUCUGGCUCCCCUGCACCAUCUUUGAUGGAGCCAUCUGCAGAGCCAGAGCCCGCUCCACCUCCAGCUCGAGAGGCAGACAUGCCUGCUGAAGUAGAGCCAGCUCCCAGGGACUUCCUGGACCUGGAGGAUUUUCAGGUUUCUUCCAGGGAGCCGUCGCAGAUUUCCAUGAAGGAUUUUGAAAAUGACCUGACCGGAGCACACGUGCUGGAGUGGCUGCCUGAGCUGAAGGCAGAGCAGUUCUCCCUCAUGGCAGUGGAGCUCUUCAAGAAGCUCAAGCCUUACCACUGCCUGCACUACGUACGAGCAGACCCCAACGAUGAGAGACAGGAGCGCCUGGCACCCACUGUGCUUGCCAUACUGACGCACUGCGACCAAGUGGCCAGCUGUGUCAUCACCACCUGUCUGGGGAACCACAGUGUGCAGGCUGCAGAGAGGGCUGAGGUGGUGGAACACUGGAUAGAGGUGGCCUUGCAGUGCCAUCUGCUGAAGAAUGUCUGCUCCCUCUUCGCAGUACUCUCUGCUCUGCAGAGCAGCCCUCUCCAAGGCCUGAAGAGGACGUGGAGAGCUGUGUCCAGGGACAGUCUCGCGGUCUUCAAGGAGCUGAAGAGGAUGUUCUCCAAGGAGACAAUUUACAAGGGGCGACCAUCCAAAUAUAUGGCCAUUUGGAAGAAACUCAGGAGAAGCCAGAGGAAACCGAAGGAACUGGACUAUCCCGAGGGCACGGUCCCUCACCUGGGCACCAUCCUCACACACCUGGCCUCACUGCAAAAAGACAAGGACUCCAAGAAUGGCACUUGGAUAUCCAUGAAACAAAGACGAGAGGAGUUCAAGGUGAUGUCCCUCAUCAAGGAACUGCAGGGCACGUGUCAGGAGCUCCAUGUGGUUCCUGAGGUGAACUUUGUGUCAUGGUUCACCAAUCUGAAACGCCUCAGUGAAACUGAAUGUGCCAAGCUGUCUAUGGAGCUGGAGCCUCCCGUCAGGGCAGGCUUCCUGGACAGGAACCCCAGGUGGAGCCCUCUCAUGAGGAAGCCCUCAAGACAUCUCCAGGCUCCUACCAGACAGCUCAGCAGAGAUGGCAGCUCCCAGUUGAAGACAAGUGACCGGCUCCGCAGUGGGACUAGCAGCGCUCCACCCACCGUGCAGCUGGGUUACUCACCCCGUCCUUGCUGCCACUGCUAUCGUUUGUACCAGUCUGCCCCAAACAUCUACAGGUCAAAGAUACUUCAAGAAUACGAUGGAAUCUUGCCACUCCUGAGCCCCCAGACCUUCAGGAGAGUUGGCCAGGAGGAGAUAACCUAAGCUGCAUCUCUUCACCCCAGAUGCCUGCAUACACUCAUUGGUGUAGAUUUGAACAGAAGAAAAUACCAACUUCCAGUGCAUCCUGGCAAACACAGUGUGUGAAGCGCAAAGCCUCAAAUGUCAUGGUUUACC
This is a messenger RNA of Perognathus longimembris pacificus (Pacific pocket mouse), 2208 nucleotides long. Its product is annotated as ral guanine nucleotide dissociation stimulator-like. Gene Ontology annotation, cellular component: plasma membrane. The record is from RefSeq and is a predicted model, not a curated record. Gene Ontology annotation, molecular function: guanyl-nucleotide exchange factor activity. Gene Ontology annotation, biological process: positive regulation of GTPase activity; Ras protein signal transduction. Bases 1 to 2076 code for a protein of 691 amino acids. The transcript has 15 exons. NCBI's taxonomy places the organism in Eukaryota, Metazoa, Chordata, Mammalia, Rodentia, Heteromyidae.